UAUGGUGUUUUGGAGCUGCUUGGUUACUGUGGAGGAUAAAUAGCUCCUGACCCUAACCAGGAUCUUUUCAUGAAAAAAGAGCGGUGUCCCUAUGCCUUAUAAAGGCAUGGGCAGGCUUAUUCCAGCGCUCAAGAAGGGGCGGUAGCGGGUUUGUGCUGCUGAGUUUGUUUCCAGCAGUGGUUGCAGGCGAAUGAAGAAGUUGAGCUGAAACUGCGAACAUCCCGGCACUUAGCGGCAAAACUCAGUCGAGAGAGGAGGAAGCAGGUGAAAUUACAAAAAAAAAAAAAAAAAAAAAAAAAAAAAAAGAAAAGGAAAAAAAAAAAAAAGAAAUCCACUUGGUCAUGGGGAAAUCAGCUUCCAAACAAUUUGCUGAAGAAGUCUUGAAAGUACACAAUGACUACAGGAAGAAGCAUGGAGUCCCCCCAUUAAAACUCUGCAAGAAGUUAAACAGAGGAGCCCAACAGUAUGCAGAAGAACUGGCUGCCACGAGGGUCCUCAAGCACAGCUCCGAGUCUGCUAAUGGGAAUUGUGGAGAAAACCUAGCAUGGGCAUCCUAUGACCAAACAGGAAAAGAUGUGGCUGACAGAUGGUACAGUGAAAUAAAAAAUUACAGCUUUCAAAACCCAGGGUUUUCUUCUAGGACAGGUCACUUCACAGCAAUGGUCUGGAAGAACACAAAAAAGAUAGGAGUUGGUAAAGCAUCUGCUAGUGAUGGCUCAACUUUUGUGGUGGCUAGAUAUGAUCCAGCUGGAAAUGUAGUAAAUCCAGGCUACUAUGAAGAAAAUGUUCUUCCUCCAAGAAAAUAACUUUUUUUUUUAAGGUAGUCUUACUGCUUAAUGACAAGUGAACCUGGAUUUGGACCUAACAGUGUUUGAAAUUAAGCCAAAUUCAAUGAAAUCUCCUGUUUGAUAUUGCUGUUCAUGUCUCAUUGUGGAGGAAGCAAUUACUUGUUGCUUGAGUCAAUCUGCACAUCAGGCCCCUGUUGUUUCUGAGGGGACCUCAAUUUAUUUGAGGAUGAACUUGAUGCAGCAUUCCUGAAGGAUAAAGUGGGCAAGAUUUUUUUUUCUUAAUUGUUUGCGUGAACUCUGUGUCAGCAUGUGAGUAAGCACAUGUUGGAUGUUUAUUUUUUUUUAACAAAUUUAUAGCUUUCUGUAAACUGAAGAUACCAGCUUGUAAUUAUAUUACGUACUCCUAGCUAUAUUUUUUAAUAACUGUAAUUUCGUUGCUCUGACUUUACCUCCUGCUGUUGUGGGACCUACUCUCUGCAGAUGGAACACAUGCAAAACUUCUGUAUGAAAGGUACAGGUAUGUAGUGGAAUGUAGUGGAAUUCAGACCUGUGUAUUUUUAUUAAGAGGAUCUUGCAGAACACUAAAAGGCUGAUGUCAAAACUGUAGCCAUCAAUCAAUCUGUAAUUAAUGCAUGAUCUAAAAAAAAUACCCAAACAUUUUUUUAAUCCCAUUUUAGAUGCUGAUAUAUAAAAUAUGUUUGAGAUGAGUGUAUUUUAAGUUCAAAGUGCAACCUACAGUAUGUACCUUGUAUUAUAAUCAAAUUGUUUACUUCCGGUGAAGAAAAAUAAGAUUCUACUUGUUUGAUAUUUAUGCACAAAAAAGUUUCUUUGAUGGUGCACUUUGGAUUUUACUUCUCAGUAACUUAUUUUUAUUUCCUAAGGAAUAUCUUUUAAAGGUGUCAUGCUAUACAGGCAAUAACAUUCCCAAACCAUCUCAUCUCCUUUAAUAAUCUAACAGUAGAGGUAUUCACAUUGUCAUAAUUAAGAGAUGUUUGCUCUUUAUUCAUAUUAUUCAAUAAUAGUACUAUUACACAUACUGGAUUGAUGCCUUGAAAACAGUGAAGAUUUAAUUUCCGUAAGAACAAGCCAAGCAACAAUUCUGGGGACACUCUUUUCUUUGAUUAAAUGUGGAUUGGGCCAUUUUGGCCAGGUUCAUAAACUAUGCUUCAGUUUGGGGGUUUGUUUUCUUUGUAAAAGUUUCUCUUGAGUUUUGCUGAGAUUCUGUAUGCCAUAAUCUGGUUCAUGGACAGUGCCAUUACAGAAAUACUUCUUUUUUGUUUACACAGUUGUAAUAAACUGCACUCUUAUGGCUUGA
This is a messenger RNA of Cyanistes caeruleus (blue tit), 2103 nucleotides long. RefSeq names its product GLI pathogenesis related 2 (gene GLIPR2). NCBI's taxonomy places the organism in Eukaryota, Metazoa, Chordata, Aves, Passeriformes, Paridae. Gene Ontology annotation, cellular component: extracellular region. The record is from RefSeq and is a predicted model, not a curated record.